CAGCAGCAGUGGCUUCCUGGUGGUAUCUCGGCCAUGACACACAUUUGACAUGCCCUCCUUCAAACCACUCGCAGAUUCUUUCUCUAGCUCUGCAGCAUGGACCAAAGAGAAAUUCUGCAGCAGUUACUGAAGGAGGCCCAAAGCAAGAAAAUUAACAAUAAGGAGUUUGCCAAUGAAUUUCUGAAGCUGAAAAGGCAGUCUACCAAGCACAAGGCAGACAAAACAUAUCCUACAUCAGUGGCUCAGAGGCCCAAGAAUAUCAAGAAAAACAGAUAUAAGGAUAUUUUGCCCUAUGAUCAUAGCCUGGUAGAGCUGUCUCUGAUAACUUCUGAUGAGGAUUCCAGCUACAUCAAUGCCAAUUUUAUUAAGGGAGUUUAUGGUCCCAGGGCUUACAUUGCCACCCAGGGUCCUUUAUCUACAACUCUCCUGGACUUCUGGAGGAUGAUUUGGGAAUACAGUGUCCUGGUCAUUGUUAUGGCAUGCAUGGAGUUUGAAAUGGGGAAGAGAAAGUGUGAGCGCUACUGGGCCGAGCCAGGAGAGAUGCAGCUGCAAUUGGGCCCUUUCUCCAUAUCCUGUGAAGCGGAGAAAAAGAAAUCCGAUUAUAUAAUCAGGACUCUGAAAGCCAAGUUUAAUAGUGAAACUCGAAUUAUUUACCAGUUUCAUUACAAGAACUGGCCAGACCAUGAUGUGCCUUCAUCUAUAGACCCCAUCCUUGAGCUCAUCUGGGAUAUGCGCUGUUACCAAGAAGAUGACAGCGUGCCCAUAUGUGUUCAUUGCAGUGCCGGCUGUGGAAGGACAGGUGUCAUUUGUGCUAUUGAUUAUACGUGGAUGCUCCUGAAAGACGGGGAGGUCCUGAGUAUGAUCCCCACAAUGACGAAGUGUGAUCUCUACACUGAAGGAUCAACGUUACCUAGGAAUUUGGUAGAAAUAAAAAUUAUUCCUGAAAACUUCAGUGUUUUUAAUUUGAUCCAAGAAAUGCGAACACAGAGGCCUUCACUAGUUCAAACUCAGGAACAAUACGAACUGGUCUACAAUGCUGUACUAGAACUAUUCAAGAGGCACAUGGGUAUUAUUGAAGAUAAACACUCCAGAAGAGAGAGUCAAGCAGAAUAUUCAAUUCCUGAGCAAAAUCUCAUUGUACAAGCAGACCCUUGUCCUCUGAAUUUACAAAAAAACACCAUGAAAGAUGCAAAAAUGAUAAGGCAACAGAACAAACAAAAGGUUAAAGUGGGAAACACAGAAACGUCUUCCUUUGACUUUAAGGCUUCCAAAGCAAGUGCCAAGGAAGAGUUAGUUUUGCACACUGUUAGGACAAGCCCUUCUUUGGAAUUUUUAGAGCUAAAUUGCGGUUGUAACUACAAUGUUGACUUAACCAGGGAAGAGCAUACAAAAGCACUUCCAAUGAUGCAGGAAGCUCUUCAGAAGUAUCAAAGUCUGGAUUUCAGUUCCGUUUUGUUUGGGGUGUGUCCUAAUUCUCCAGGUGUAAAUGGAGCAGGAAGGUGUCUUAAUUCAAAGGGGCCAGUGACACGGACCAAAUCAACUCCUUUUGAAUUGAUUCAGAAGAGAAAAACAAAGGAAUUGGACAUGGAGGACGGUUUUUCAUGUUUGGAAUCUCAAUCGCAUGAUUCGUGUCUUAGGGAACUGCAGGCUCAAAAAUUGAGGCAUGCUUCUUCAGAAGAACUCAAUUAUUCACUGCCACGUGACGCUGAGCACCACACUUGUGAGGCCUCUCAUGCAAAGCAGCACAACUCCAGCCCUUUCAGAGUGUAUUCUUGCACGUCUCUAACAGAAGAUCCUUAUUUUUCAUCAUCUCCUCCAAGUAGUGCUGAUUCUAAGAUGUCCCUUGAUCUGCCUGAGAAGCAACAUGGAGUUUCUUUUCCUUGUGCUUUGUUGCCAGCCUCUUCCACAACCCUCUUUUCUUAUAGAAAAUCACAUGAUUCUUUAACCCUGAGCCCUCUGAUCAAUUUUUCCCCACCGUUAAACCAAGAGCCAGCUUUAGUAGAAACUUCUCCAAAAGUAGAUGAUGAAAUUCCCCCUCCACUCCCUGAACGGACACCAGAGUCUUUUAUUGUGGUUGAGGAAGAUGAAGAAUUCUCACCAAGUGUUCCUGAAACCUCAACUUCAGUAGUAAAGGUAAGAAUUGGAGCAUCACUGGAAUGGAGUGGAACAUCUGAACCAAAGAUUGAUGACUCUGUGAGACUUAGGCCAAGCAAGAGCGUGAAACUCCGAAGAAGUCCCAGAUCAGAUCUACAAGAGGAUUGUUCUCCCCCACCUCCACUCCCAGAAAGAACGCUGGAGUCCUUCUUUCUUGCUGAUGAGGACUGUAUGCAGGCCCAACCCAUAGAAACUUAUUCCACUAGCUGUCCAGAAACCACGGAAAGCUCAACAUCUUCUAAACAAACAUUGAAGACUCCUGGAAAAAGUUUCGCAAGGAGUAAGAGUUUGAGAAUUUUCCAAAAUAUGAAAAAAAAUAUCUGUAAUUCUUCCUCACCAAGCAAGCCUGCAGAAUGUGUUCAGUCAAAAAAUUCUAGCUCCUUUCUGAAUUUUGGUUUUGGAAAUCGUUUUUCAAAACCCAAAGGACCAAGGAACCCACCACCAACAUGGAAUAUUUAAUACAACUCUGGAUUUAUAAAAAUAUAGACUGUAGAUAUGCUUGCAAAUAAAACCGCUAGAAUAUUGCUUCUAUAAUAAAUGUUGCAUUGUCAUAGUAUCAACAAUAAAGAUAAUUGGUGUUAAUACUUUUAAAGGAAAGCAAUAUGUGGGGAAAAUGCCAGCAACUUUGUAUUUUCAUAUUGUUUACAUUUGGUUGGAAAUGGCAAAUAAAAUUUA
This is a messenger RNA of Nannospalax galili (Upper Galilee mountains blind mole rat), 2829 nucleotides long. It is a transcript of the gene Ptpn22, whose product is annotated as protein tyrosine phosphatase non-receptor type 22. Gene Ontology annotation, cellular component: cytoplasm; nucleus. The record is from RefSeq and is a predicted model, not a curated record. Gene Ontology annotation, molecular function: non-membrane spanning protein tyrosine phosphatase activity. The transcript is spliced from 22 exons. The coding region runs from base 97 to 2613 and encodes 838 amino acids. Lineage: Eukaryota; Metazoa; Chordata; Mammalia; Rodentia; Spalacidae. Gene Ontology annotation, biological process: positive regulation of toll-like receptor 3 signaling pathway; positive regulation of toll-like receptor 4 signaling pathway; positive regulation of protein K63-linked ubiquitination.